Molecule: messenger RNA, 1368 nt
Organism: Sporisorium graminicola
Lineage: Eukaryota; Fungi; Basidiomycota; Ustilaginomycetes; Ustilaginales; Ustilaginaceae
Exons: 1
Coding region: 1-1368 (455 amino acids)
Biological process (GO): GDP-mannose biosynthetic process; carbohydrate metabolic process
Cellular component (GO): cytosol
Molecular function (GO): mannose-6-phosphate isomerase activity; zinc ion binding
Source: RefSeq, a predicted model, not a curated record
AUGGCCAGUAGCCGGCUCUCGAGCAUCACGAACCAACUCCACGCCACUCAUCCACACGAAGACGACUCGCAGCGCAACAUGGUGUCCAAAGUGUUUCAGCUGAUACCCGGGGUCCAGUCUUACGAUUGGGGCAUCCUGGGUGCCUCGUCCUCCCGCGUCGCGCAGUAUGCCGCUGCCACCAAGGAGCUCCACUUCCAGCCAGAGGACAACAAGCCGUACGCCGAGCUGUGGAUGGGCACGCACCCCUCACUCCCCUCACGCGCUAUCCUGGGCGAAAAGCAGGAAGAGCUGUCGAAGUACCUUGCGGCGCAUCCGGAGCUGAUCGGCAGCACGGUGAGCGCCAAGUUCUCGGACGAGCGACCCGGAUGUUUGCCGUUCCUGUUCAAAGUGCUCAGCGUCGGCAAGGCGCUGAGUAUCCAGGCACAUCCGGACAAGGCGUUGGGCAAGAGGCUGCACGAACAGCGCCCGGACGUGUACAAGGAUCCCAACCACAAGCCGGAGAUGGCCAUUGCCCUCACGGCCUUCCGCGGAUUCUGUGGGUUCAGGCCGCUUGGGGAGAUCGCUCAGUUCAUCAAGACGGUACCGGAAUUUGCGCAGCUCGUCCAGCUGUCGGAUGCGGAACUGGAAAGGGCAUCUACGCUGGAAGGGCAGGAGAAGGAGGUGAGAGCGACGCUCAAGACAAUCUUCAGCAACCUGAUGAACUCUCCUGCUUCGUCGUACGCCCCACUGGCAGAUCAGCUUUCUCAAAGAUUUGCGCAGGGCCCCGUCCAAGGCGUGCCCGACCAAGAGCGCAAACUAGUCCUCAAGCUGGCCUCCGAGUUCCCACAGGACGUCGGGAUCUUUUGCACAUUCUUGCUCAACAUCUCCACGCUCCAGCCCGGCCAGGCGCUGUUCCUGCAGGCCAACGAACCGCACGCCUACCUCGAGGGCGAGAUUCUGGAAUGCAUGGCCUCGUCGGAUAACGUCGUGCGCGCCGGUCUCACGCCCAAACUGCGCGACACCGAGACUCUGCUCGAGAUGUGCACAUAUCAGUCGGGCUCCGAUCGCGGCCGGCUUGCAGGUGAGAGGUGGAGCAAGUCGAGUCCAGACGAGGUCGAAGCGCUGCUGUACGACCCCCCAAUCGAGGAGUUCAGUGUGGUGACGACGAGGUUGGGCAAAGGCGGGGUGGUGAAGAACAAGGGCGUCGACGGCCCGUCGAUUGUUAUUGUGCUGGAUGGGGCUGUGCAGGUGAGUGAGGCGGGCGUGGAUGGCGAGGGGUUGAGGCUGGAGAGGGGUCAGCUGGCCUUUGUGGGUGCAGGGGUGGAAGUCGAGUUUAGCAAUGUGGGUGAGGAAGAGGUCGGGUUGGCGAGGGCGUUCGUCGAGGCUUAA